CAGACUAAGACCAUCAAGAAUCAAUAAUGAUGAUGAAGGAGAAGAAGGUUUCUGCAGCUGUGGCUGUGUUGGCCAUUGUGAUGCUUCUUCUUGUUGAGGCUCCAAAGCCACACAUGGGUCAGGGCGUCUCUUGCAGCCCUCUUGAGUUGAGCUCUUGCCUUGGCUCCAUCACUUCAUCUUCUCCACCUUCAACCACUUGCUGCCAGAAGGUGAGGGAGCAGAGGCCAUGUCUGUGUCAAUACCUGCAAAAUCCAAGUCUGAGGCAAUAUGUGAACAGUCCAGGUGCCAGAAGGGUUGCUACUUCCUGUGGAGUUCCAUAUCCAACUUGCUAAUUAGCUUUCAUUUUAAUUAUAUUUGUGUAUUAAUGCAAGUAUAUGGUACUGUUAUACUUGCAGCCUGCAAUUUAUUAGUGUAUUAAUUAGGUGGGGUAUGUGUAUUAAUGCUCCAUGCAUGAGUAAUUGAUGCUGUUCAACUGAAAUAGGUACUGAUCUGUGGUGAUAUGGGAGCAGUGAAAAUUUAUACCAUGA
Molecule: messenger RNA, 527 nt
Organism: Neltuma alba
Lineage: Eukaryota; Viridiplantae; Streptophyta; Magnoliopsida; Fabales; Fabaceae
Product: non-specific lipid-transfer protein 2-like
Exons: 2
Coding region: 27-332 (101 amino acids)
Biological process (GO): lipid transport
Source: RefSeq, a predicted model, not a curated record